AUGUGGUUUGACUUGAACAAGACCAAGAAAAGACCAAAUGCUGUCAUUAAAUUAGUUAAUCGUGAUAGCGGGACUCGAUUUGGGCUCUCUUCACCUGAUGUUCAUGCUGGAGAUGUUAAUGUAAGCAUUUUAAAAACUCCUCAUGUUGUACUACCUAGGACAGUUUAUAAUUCUAAAGGUGGUAAAGAGUUUAUUCCUGGUGCUGUUUUUAGGAAAAAGACAGUCAGGAGGAUUGGGAGUCCUGCUAUGAUUAAGUUUAAGUAUUGUGAUGGUGGAAAGUAUAUGGUUUAUUUCUUUCAUGAAAGCCAUUGUCAUCCCUUCUCAACUCCUACUACCAGACAGGUCACUAAACCAUAUGAUGGCUUAACUUGUGUUCAUAGGAAGUUUAUAUUUGAUAAUUCAAAGUUGAACAUUGGUGUUGUUAUGUCCUAUAGGAUGAUGAAAGAAUAUUGUGGAGGUUAUAAACAUGUGAGAGGAACUAAAAAUCAAUUUAAAAACUUUUCUCAUGGCUUAAAAGUUUAUAUUUCUGAAGCUGAUGGGGCUAUGUUUAUAGAAAAUCUUCAACAGAAAGUCAAAAACAGUAAUGGUUGUUAUUAUUUGGACUAUUGUGUUGAUGCAACUAGGCAUCUAACACGAGUUUUUUGGACUGAUCCCAUAGGAAGAAAGGACUUUCACUUGUUUAGGGAUUCCAUUUCUUUUGAUACCACAUAUGAUACAAAAAAAUACUCCUUAGUGUUCUGCCCUUUUACUGGAGUUGACCAUGAUAAACGAUGUGUCACAUUUUGUGCGGCCUUGUUAUCUAAAGAAGAUGUGGAAUCUUUUGUAUGGAUUUUUCAGACUUUUCUAAAGUGUAUGGGAAAUGAAACUUCUUGCCUUAUUAUUGACCAAAACCCUGCAAUGGGUAUUGCAAUACAAAAAGUUUUUACCAAAACGAAACAUUGA
Molecule: messenger RNA, 942 nt
Organism: Chenopodium quinoa (quinoa)
Lineage: Eukaryota; Viridiplantae; Streptophyta; Magnoliopsida; Caryophyllales; Amaranthaceae
Product: protein FAR1-RELATED SEQUENCE 5-like
Exons: 3
Coding region: 1-942 (313 amino acids)
Biological process (GO): regulation of DNA-templated transcription
Source: RefSeq, a predicted model, not a curated record